CUUUACUUACAUAUUUACCUUACCAAAUGUACAUGCAUACUCUGAAUGUGCACAAUCAUUAAGAACAAGCAGUGACAGAUAAAAACACUGUUUUACUUUUUAAGGUUGCCGACAACAUACGAACCCAUACUCACUAUUUAAGCAGAUAACUCACUUUGCCGUAUUCAGUGAUCUUUUACCCAGUGGUCAAAUCGGAUCCACUAUUUUGUCACAAUUUCUCAGUCGCUGAUAACUUGAGACAAAUGGCUUACAAAUUGUACUACUACGAUGGACGUGGAUACGCCGAACCAAUCCGAAUGAUUUUGUCCUACGGUGGGGUGGACUUUGAGGACAUUCGUGCCCCAAUGUUCCCAAUUCCGCAGCCUUUACCUGCCGACAUCAAAGCAAAAUCCACUUGGGGACAAGUUCCAUUCAUCGAAUUUGAUGGCAAGAAGCUCAACCAGUCGCUUGCAAUUACGCGAUACUUCGCAAAAAAGUUUGACCUUGUUGGCUCCAAUGAGUUUGAAGCUGCCCAAUGUGACGAGUAUGUCGACACUGUGGUCGAUUACGUGAAAGCCUGGUUUCCCCUCGUCAUGGAACAGGAUGCCGAAAAGUUGAAGAAAAUGGAGGAGGAAGUGACGAAAAGCUCGAGAGAAAAAUAUUUGAGCAAAUUCAACGCCAUCAUUUUAGAAAACGGGGGACAAUUCCUCGUCGGAAAGAAGAUGACUUGGGCCGACAUUUAUUUUGCACAAGCCCUCAACAAUGGCGAAUUGAUUCACGGGACAAAGUUUACAGAGGAGUAUCCAGGCUUGAAGGCCAUGUAUGACAACGUCUUCAACACUCCAGCCAUCAAGAAAUGGGUGAAGGGUCGACCCAGCACAAAAUUCUAAUUAAUACUUCUACAAUUUGCUAUUACAACUUGUAAUUUACAAGGUUAAUUAAAGUGAGGUGCACAUAUGCAAAAAUUUCUUAACA
Folsomia candida is the source of this 954-nucleotide messenger RNA. RefSeq names its product glutathione S-transferase 3. Gene Ontology annotation, molecular function: glutathione transferase activity. Gene Ontology annotation, biological process: glutathione metabolic process. The record is from RefSeq and is a predicted model, not a curated record. Bases 243 to 869 code for a protein of 208 amino acids. The transcript has 3 exons. NCBI's taxonomy places the organism in Eukaryota, Metazoa, Arthropoda, Collembola, Entomobryomorpha, Isotomidae.